This is a messenger RNA of Manis pentadactyla (Chinese pangolin), 3620 nucleotides long. RefSeq lists its product as uncharacterized. The coding region runs from base 1 to 642 and encodes 213 amino acids. The record is from RefSeq and is a predicted model, not a curated record. The transcript is spliced from 3 exons. NCBI's taxonomy places the organism in Eukaryota, Metazoa, Chordata, Mammalia, Pholidota, Manidae.
AUGGUGUUCGGGGCUUGUCCUGUCCUUUCAUUCACUUCCCCUCCUUCCAGCCGGUGGGUGGAACCGAGAGAGCCUCUCCAGGGAGCAGCGUACGCAGUCCAGAAGGCUGCAGUAUUUCCUCCAAGAAAAAAAAAAAUAAUAAAGGCUGCUUCAGCCCCUGCUGCACGCAAAGUUCCGAUUCCCUCUGCUGGCUAUCUCGAAAAGCAGAGCGAUUCUCGCAGCGAAGCUGUUGCCGCGGCUACUGAACCCGGGAACUCAAAUGCUGGCGGUGGAUUAUUCCUUAUCCUUCCCUCCAUCUACCCCGCACAAGAGCUGCCUUCUCUUCUUUUCUUGCCAAGUUUCAAGGUCGGCUCUGUUCUCUCCAGCCCAGAGUUGCCUUUGCAAAUAAAAGGUCCCUGGUACGAAUCCAGCUUCCCAGUUGAGAAGAACAGAGAAUUGGGACCCCAUGGCCAAUACAGUGCCCAUCCAACCCUGGGGCAAUUGGCUUCAUCCAGGGGUCUGGUUAUGGCAGCUGUGCGCAUGCGUAUUCCCUGGAGAAAGUCCAUUUCAGUUCAUUUCCGAGUGCGGGGGAUGGAGCGAUACCCAGCCCAGAACAAGGCCCUUCCCUCGGAGAGUGUAUAUUCCCGUGGAGUGAUAAGGUGAUGAGUCAACAGGCAGUGUAACAUCAGGUGAUAGUGCUGCUGAGAAAUAUAAAGCUGAGUGAAAAGAAAUCGACUUACAGGGUUUCUAUUUUAAAUGGGGUAGUCAGGAAAUGCUCACCAAGGAAGAGCUCUGGGGUUGAGGGAAGGGUGUGGUCCACGCACUGGGUGCUGGACCAGUGAGAGGCCUUAGCGUGAAGCCGUGGCUCCCACGGAAGCUGCCCUGGCUCCUGUCCUGCCCCUGCUGCCUCUCUCUGCCUCCAUUUCCUCAGCCCUCCUGUGUCUGCACACAUCACAGAGCUGUAAGAGAAUUCAUCAAGACUAACAUGUGAAGCAUUUAUAACACCUUGGAACCUAUUGGAUCUGCUCAAUAAAUAUCAGUCUGCAUGUGCGGAAGAGCAUCCGAGACAGAGGGAACAGCAAAUACAGAAAGUCUGGCAGCAAGAAUGCAUCUUUGGUUUGCACAAGACAUGGCACAGGGACUGGAAUGGAACCAACGAAGAGCCAAAACUGUAAAAUGAAGCUGGAGAGGUACCGGGGCCAGAGCAUCUGAGUCGUGAUGAGAACUUGGUGGGGAAAGCCAAAUAGUGUUAAUAGAACAGCCAGGACUCUCUGCUGGCUGUAGCUCUUGUCGUCUUUGACUGCAGAAUGCUGUCCUCCUAAUGUCCGAUCGACAUUCAUCUAAAUUCUAAGACCUGUAAGAUCAAGAUCCUAGAUUGCUUCUGCCAGUUUUUCCUCUAUGGACAAAGGACAUCAGUAUUCUUUUAUUAAUAACUGACCUAGAUACUCCUUGAAGGGAAAGGAAUACUGUCUUAUUUACCAAUCAAAAGUCAAAUAAAUAACUCCUCAACCAAGCCAUAGCCCACUUAAAUGUAAAGUUCCAGCAUGUGUUGCAGCUAUCAGCAAUUUCUACACAAAUUGCCACUUUCUAAAAUGCUAUUUUAGUUCAUGGAUUAUUAUUAUGUUCUGGGCAUCAACUGUCAUUAGCCUAAGCACAUUCAUUGAACAUUUAUAACUUUCCUUAAAUAAUACAAAGAUGGCUUACCUUUCAUGAGAAUUGUACAAUCUGUGUUUUAUUUAUAUAUUUUGUUUUUUUCCCUCAGAGAUACCAGUAGCCAUUGCAAGUCAGAAAGCAAGAUAUUCAUUUCAGAAAUAGCUUUUAUAUCAUGUCAGCUCUGUGGGAACAGCAGCAAUUGCUAUUUAAAUGAUCAAGUUAAGAGAUACCUAGUUGAAGGCAUUCUCUAAAUCAGAAGUCAGCUGUAUCCCAUUUGCGGACUACAUCAAGCGGCAUGGAUUCCUGUAGAUUCACCUGAUCACAGUGCAAACUGGAGAGGCACUCAUUUAAGACACACACUUGGCUAAUAGAUUGAGAUGAUGGCUCAGACAUACCACCUGGAAGUAGAAAAGUAAUGGUACUUAAAUGAGGGUCAUUUGGGUAAAGAUGGAGGACUUUCUUCUGGUUUGCCCUUGACUGAUCCACUCAAAGAAGAGCUGGGUCCUCUUUGGGUGAUUUAUGUUUUAAAUUACAAAGACUUAGUCAAAAGCAAAAAAGGAACAGUAAAGAUAUAAGGAAAAACCAUGAUUGUACUAUCUUUGAAAGCAAACAUUCUAUUCAAUCUUUAAGAAAAACAUUAAUGACCUUGAAAAAAGAAAAAUAUAUAUAAAUAUAUAUUUUAAUGUUGGCAUUUCUUGCCCUCUUUAUUCAAAUUUGUGAAAUCCCUUUCCAAUGCAGCAGUUGCCAAAGGGGUAUUAAACAUAAAAAUUUGUUUUAAAAAAAAGGACAAGAUAGUAGAGUUCAAAUUCCAACAUUAAAGCAGUCUAACAACUUACCUCUCUCCUACUGGAGACUUAUCAGUGGUUUAAGAAAAUACCUGAGACAACUUAGGAGAAAGAAUAUUAGUGAUUCAAGCAUGUGCAGUCCGAAUUUAAACUAUAAUCAAAGGUAAAAGUAUAAAUGUAGGUACAGACAAUAAAAAUUGGCCUUGGAAGAAACUGCCAAGCCUCAGGGCAAAAUUAUAAUGGACUAUGUAAUUCAAGACAGUUAAUCAAGUAGAAAAGCAAGAAUAAUUUAAAACAAUGAACAUUAUUAACUUCAACAAAGUUGAAGAUUGAGCAUCUGCUUUGUGCCUAAAUAAUCAAGUGAACCAAUAUAAUAAGUAUUAUCACCCUUGUCCUCAAGUACACUUAGUAACUCACUCUCAAACUACCAGCCAUUCAUAAAUGACCUUAACAUUUUUCUCAUAUUUGAGCACCAAUUCAUAACAAUAGUUAUUAAAAGUUUUCUUUAAGUUAACUUCAUUUUUUUCUGGAAUGCAUAUCUUAUUAUAAUUCCAAGCAAUAAUAGACAUGAAUGGUCAAGUUCAUUUAGCUUCUAUUAUAUAGUUUUUUAAAAAAUGCACACUAUCCUCUCAUUCUAUACACAUUUUUCAUAGCAUUUAAUGCUGUUGUAGGAACAUCUGGUUCUUUUUAACCACUAAGAUUACCAAGAUCCCCAGUUCUCUAUUUCACUGAAAGUAGACAAGACUAUAUGACUUGCUAUAGCCAAUAAAAUAUGAAGCAGAGUGACAUACGUAAAAGCUUUCAACGCUGCUGUUUGAUCCUUCUUUCUGCCCAGUCUUAUUUGAUGCAAGCAAGGGCCAGUAUGGAGGAAGCAUGUUGGAGGGUUGAGAACAGCUGCUUUGAAUAGUCACCUGGACCAGCCAUUGACUUGUCAUGAGCAAGAAAUAAACCUUUAUUCUAUUACACUAUUGAGAUUUGGUGACUCGACACAGCAUCACCUAGCCCACCCUUGCCAAUAUGACAUUAUUUAUAGUUUGACUCUAUAUUUGUUAUUUUCUUGUUUGAGUAUCUCCCCCACUAAUACCUGAGCUCCUCAAGGGCAAAAAACUUACCUUUUUUGUUCACUGUGAUAAUCCGAGCACCUAGAACAGUCCUUGGGAUUUAAUACACACUUAAUAAAUGUUUGUUAAAGAAAUAAAUGAA